This is a messenger RNA of Pseudocercospora fijiensis CIRAD86, 2169 nucleotides long. RefSeq lists its product as uncharacterized. Gene Ontology annotation, biological process: chloride transmembrane transport. The record is from RefSeq and is a predicted model, not a curated record. The transcript has 2 exons. Gene Ontology annotation, molecular function: chloride channel activity. Bases 1 to 2169 code for a protein of 722 amino acids. Lineage: Eukaryota; Fungi; Ascomycota; Dothideomycetes; Mycosphaerellales; Mycosphaerellaceae. Gene Ontology annotation, cellular component: cortical endoplasmic reticulum.
AUGGCCAAGAGUCAGGCGCUGCACACCAAUAUGGGCGUCGACUAUAUUGUAGUCUACAGAUUUCCUCCUUCCGAAAAGGCCAAAGCUGCCGCGGGCUUCGAAAAGCUAUGCCAGAAACUCUCCUCCGUUGGCUUGGCGACUGAAGUACGACAUGGGGAGGGUAGCAGCAUUCUCGUCUUCGUCAAGGUUGCCAGCGAUGAGCACAUGCUUGCCGAAGUCUAUCGAAGUCGCGUGAAGGACUGGAUCUACGGCGUCCGGGCAGGAGAGCCAGCUCAAGACGUUCGAGCAUCUCUGGAGGAGGAUCCAUUCACCGAUGCUGAGAGGCUUCGUAUCAUCUACCAGAUGAUCACCAACUACGAGGAAGAGGGCGGAGCUGGCAUUAGACCCAAGUCUCCAGAGUGGGAAUACGUCGAGAGCAUUUUCUCGCUUCACGACCACACCUUCAACAAACACUGGAUCAAGAAGUGGGCCACCGAGUACACUAUCAAAACCGAAGACCUAGACGAGAUCCGCGACAGAUUUGGCGAGAAGGUUGCAUUUUAUUUUGCUUUCGAGCAGACAUACUUCAACUUCCUGCUCUUUCCUACCGCCUUUGGACUUCUCGCAUACCUGUUCCUAGGCUCCUUUAGUCCCAUCUAUGCUGCCGUUCUCUGCCUUUGGUCGACCAUAUUCGUGGAAUGGUGGCGACACCAAGAGCGUGAUCUCUCCAUAAGAUGGGGCGUACGUGGCGUCAGUAAUAUCGAAAGCAAGCGCCAUGAAUUUGUUGCAACGCAAGAAGUUGAGGACCCUGCUACUGGAGAGACGCAGAAGAUCUUCCCAUGGACCGAGCGAUUGAAGCGCCAAGCGUUGCAGGUGCCGUUCGCCAUUGCAGCAGUUCUGGUCCUUGGUAGUCUCAUCGUCCUCUGCUUCGCCAUCGAGAUCUUCAUCGGAGAGAUCUAUAAUGGGCCUGGAAAAUCUAUCCUGACUUUCGCGCCAACGGUCAUACUAACGACUUGCCUGCCGUUGCUCACGGGUGCGAUGUCGGAUCUAGCCAAGCGCCUUAACGACUACGAGAAUUACGAGACUGAUUCUCAAUACACUCGAUCGCACACCGGCAAGCUCUUUGUCCUAGACUUCAUCACCUCAUACAUGGGCAUCAUAUUGACAGCUUUUGUCUACGUUCCCUUUGGUGCCGUUCUCGUACCGUAUCUCGAUGUCUUCAGUCGCCUUUUCACAAAGGGCGAGGGUCACCUUGAGACUGCGAAGGCUGGAGAUCAUUACACCAUCAACUCGGAUCGGCUUCGCAAGCAGGUCAUCUACUUCGCCGUGACAGCUUCCAUCGUCAACUUUGCCAUGGAAGUGGUCGUUCCCUAUCUCAAGCGACAAGGCUUCCUCAAGUUCAAGGAAAUGCGAGCCAGCAAGGCCGAACCAUCUCCAGCUACGGAUGACCCCGCCGAGGAGAAAGAAUUCCUCGAUCGCGUCCGCAGUGAAGCAGAACUUCCAACUUACGAUGUUUACACCGACCUGCGAGAAAUGAUCAUUCAAUUCGGAUAUCUCAGCCUCUUCUCCGUGGUCUGGCCGCUUGUCCCGCUUAGUUACCUGGUCAAUAAUUGGUUCGAGCUCAGAGCAGAUGCUAUCAAGAUCUGUGUUGAGAUGCAACGUCCUACGCCGUGGAGAGAAGACACUAUCGGUCCAUGGCUCGAUGCACUCAGCUUCCUCACUUGGCUGGGAAGCAUCACUGCUGCGGCUUUGACGUACAUGUUCUCAAAUGAAGGUGUCGGACCAGAUGGCAGGCCGCAUGACAUCAAAGCGUGGGGACUGUUGCUCUCAAUAUUUUUCAGCGAGCACUUGUACCUCAUCGUACACGGUAUCGUGAGAAGUGCCAUUUCGAAGAUCGAUUCGCCAGGCCGACAGAAAGAGCGUCGCGACAGAUUCCUGACCAGGCAGAAAUUGGUGAAGGACAGCCUCGAGAAGCUACCGCCCGUUCCCCAGAUUGGCGAAGACGACACGCCGGUGACCAGGGAGACUCUCGAAGAAGAUGCUCGACGUGCUAGUCUGACGAAGAGCACGCCGAUCGAGCGCUUCUGGUCCAGGCAAAAGGGCUGGCGUGAGGCUGCUCAGAUGGGCAAGAUCUUCAUUGAAAAGGCCGUUGAUGAGAAGCAGGCAGGCAAGGAGAAGAAGGAGCUCUAG